Dicrocoelium dendriticum is the source of this 1218-nucleotide messenger RNA. NCBI's taxonomy places the organism in Eukaryota, Metazoa, Platyhelminthes, Trematoda, Plagiorchiida, Dicrocoeliidae. The record is from the annotation of a GenBank genome assembly.
AUGACAUACGCCUAUUUUCAUAUAUCCUUAUCACAGAUUUUGAACAUUCAACGAGAGCGAGAUGAAGCUAUUCUGGCCAACGAGGCUGAAAAACAAGCUCUUUUAUCGGCUUGCGAAAAUGAGCGUGUCACAAUUAACGAGCGACUCAUGUUUGCCCAUAAUCAAGUGAAGUCACUGGAAAGGGAGCUGGAUCAUUCCAAGCGUGAAUUUGAGACCAGGCGAGAAGAGCAAGAGAAGGCGAAGGCUGAGUUGACCCAAGAGCUGAAGGAGUUCCGCAGACACUUCGAAGAAACAUGGUUGGUUCGAACAUCGCUGCUCCAAAAGGAGCUUCACAGUGCUGAGCGACGUAUAAGUGAACUUAAAGAAACGUCAGCAAGCCGGGAAAAGGAGAUUAAACAGGCCAUCGAGCAUGCAAGCUGUGAGCAACGCCGCUUGAUCGAGGCACGUAAUCAACUGCAGAACGGACUAGAUCAAGUCAGUGCGAAUGCAUCUGAACUGCGCACCACUUUGUGCGGAGCGGAAGAGAAAAUCUCUUGUCUAGAAGCCCGAUUGCAAGCGAGUGAGCAGGCUCGAAAGGAGUUGGAUCACAAGCUUGCUGCGAUUCACACCUCACUCCGUCGGCUGAUUGGAUACCGGCAGGACCAACAUCCCGUCAGUAGACAACGACGAUUGGAUGCUCAAUCUCCGGAAAAGUCUGGUUAUGCUCCUAAAAAUCCCGCUAUCACUCAGCAACAGUGUAAAAAGCCAGAUGAAUUAUCAGGAUCAAAUGCAGACUGGAAGUUUCCGGUGAGCGAGAAAGCAAGUGGCAGUUGCUUCACCUCCAACAACACUUUGGACCCCGAUUGCGUACGAAUGGCUCUGCAGGAGUUCGUGCAACGUUACACUAAUGUGAAGCGCGAUCUGGAAGAUGCCAAAGCCGAAGUGACUUCGCUUCAAUCCAGACUUAAGGAACAAACUGAACAAACAGAGCUGUGGUCAAAACGCCUUCAUCAGGUUCAACAGGCCCUUUGUGACGCGGAAGCAGAUAAGAAAGGCGUGGAUGGAAGGUUGUCCAGCACGCAAACCGCACUGAUGUUGCAAGAAGAGGCGUUACGGAAGAACGAACGAGAUCGAAAGCUACUCACGGAAAAAAUCAGCCAGUUGGAAAGACAACUGACAUCAUCGGAAGCAGAACGACAGGAAGAACAGGUAGGUGACCCAAAGGAAGGAAAUAGCUAG